Cebus imitator (Panamanian white-faced capuchin) is the source of this 8326-nucleotide messenger RNA. RefSeq names its product ubiquitin specific peptidase 49 (gene USP49). Gene Ontology annotation, biological process: protein deubiquitination. The transcript is spliced from 9 exons. Gene Ontology annotation, molecular function: cysteine-type deubiquitinase activity; zinc ion binding. Lineage: Eukaryota; Metazoa; Chordata; Mammalia; Primates; Cebidae. Gene Ontology annotation, cellular component: cytoplasm. Bases 1144 to 3210 code for a protein of 688 amino acids. The record is from RefSeq and is a predicted model, not a curated record.
CCUCCCAAAGUGUUGGGAUUACAGGUGUGAGCCACUGUACCCAUCCUAAAACAGGUGUUUUUUACUAUGGCAGUGAAGAAUACCUUGACCUCUAGUACAGCUUGGUGCAGUUGCCUUGAUUUGUGCUAAGGCAGCAGUUUUUUACUCAUUGCUACUUUUGUGUCAUUGUGCAAAUGUUAUCAAAGGGACAAUGCAGAUAAUGUCUUAGUAUUAUUAUGAAAAUAGUUUUGAUCUCAGGCACCCCCACCCCGUCCUCCUAGCCCAAAGGGUCUCAGAGAUCCCUAGGGUUUUUCAGGCCACACUUUUGAGAACCACUGAUCUAAUACAUGCUCAGAGCACUGAGAACCUUUUCCUCCUGUAUUGCUAUUCUGGGAGCAUCCCUUCCAUUAAAAGUUUUAAGUGUCUCCCAAAUUCUUCACUCUUCAAAAGCACCUUGUUUUGGAACUAACAUUGAAUAAGUAACAACCUUUCUUCUCCAAGAAUUUUAUUGGGGAUUGCUGAGUAAGGGAAUAAGACAGAUAAUUAGAGUUAUAAUGUAAGAAUUCCUUAAAAAGAAUUAUGUUAACUGAUAGAUGACAGAGGGAGUGCUAAAUUCUGAAUCUAACUCUUGAGGUCUUGAACCUCAUGAUAAAUCCACUCCACUUUCUCUUCUUCUACCAAACCUCUUUUAAAUGUGCAAGUUAUUAAUAAAUUGCCUUCACAGCGCUUGGCUCCAGGCAUUGUAGUUUUCCAAAACCCUUCCUAUUGUGUGUGGUGGUGUUCUUUGUGCUUACCUAGUUCUCCUAUUUACAGGUGUGUAAACUUGAGCCACUACUGUAGCUAAUGUCUGUUUCUUUCACAUGUCCUUAUAAUUAAAGAUUCUUUGGAUGGGAAGAGACCUUGAAAGGACCUCUAGUUUAUCCUGCAACUCCAGUCAAUAUCCCACUUACAUCAUCCCAGUUAUGGAUACUAACUUAUCAGGACAAUAAAGUCAAAGUCCCUGUUAGAGCUAAUUAGAUUCCUCUCGACAAAAAUUGUUACCUGGACGUAGCCACAAAGAAAAUCAGGUAAUAGAGGAAACCUAACCAAUGACUGUGGAAUAAUAUGGAAGAAGAUGGAAAAAACUUGUUUAAUGGGUUGAGAGAGUGGCAACUUCUAUAAGACAUGGAUAGAUGCAAACAUGUAGGGCGGUUACGGCUCGCCCAGGACCACUCCAUCCUGAACCCUCAGAAGUGGUGCUGCUUGGAGUGUGCCACCACCGAGUCCGUGUGGGCCUGCCUCAAGUGCUCACACGUGGCCUGUGGCCGAUACAUUGAGGACCACGCCCUGAAACACUUUGAGGAGACUGGACACCCGCUAGCCAUGGAAGUCUGGGAUCUCUAUGUGUUCUGUUACCUGUGCAAGGACUACGUGCUCAAUGAUAACCCGGAGGGGGACCUGAAGCUGCUGAGAAGCUCCCUCCUGGCGGUCCGGGGCCAGAAGCAGGACCUGCCGGUGAGACGCGGGCGGACGCUGCGGUCCACGGCUUCGGGCGAGGACGUGGUCCCGCCGCAGCGCACUCCUCAGGGACAGCCGCAGAUGCUCACGGCUCUGUGGUACCGGCGCCAGCGACUGCUGGCCAAGACGCUACGGCUGUGGUUCGAGAAGAGCUCCCGGGGCCAGGCGAAGCUGGAGCAGCGGCGGCGGGAGGAGGCGCUGGAGCGCAAGAAGGAGGAGGCACGGCGACGGCGGCGCGAGGUGAAGCGGCGGCUGCUGGAGGAGCUGGCCAGCGCCCCUCCGCGCAAGAGUGCACGGCUGCUCCUGCACGCGCCCCGCGACGCGGGCCCGGCCGCCACGCGCUCCACUGCCCUUCCUACCUCACGCAGAGCGCCCGCUGCUGCGCUCAAGCUGCGUCGCCAGCCUGCUGUGGCCCCGGGCGUCACGGGCCUGCGCAACCUGGGCAACACCUGCUACAUGAACUCCAUCCUCCAGGUGCUCAGCCACCUCCAGAAGUUCCGAGAAUGUUUCCUCAACCUUGACCCUUCCAAAACGGAACAUCUGUUUCCCAAAGCCACCAACGGGAAGACUCAGCUUUCUGGCAAGCCAACCAGCAGCUCAGCCACGGAACUGUCCUUGAGGAGUGACAGGGCCGAGGUAUGCGAGCGGGAGGGCUUCUGCUGGAACAGCGGGGCCUCCAUCAGUCGGAGCCUGGAGCUCAUCCAGAACAAGGAGCCGAGCUCAAAGCACAUUUCCCUCUGCCGUGAACUGCACACCCUCUUCCGAGUCAUGUGGUCCGGGAAGUGGGCCUUAGUGUCGCCCUUUGCCAUGCUUCACUCAGUGUGGAGCCUGAUCCCUGCCUUCCGUGGCUAUGACCAACAAGACGCUCAGGAGUUUCUCUGCGAGCUGCUCCACAAAGUGCAGCAGGAGCUCGAGUCUGAGGGCACCACCCGCCGGAUCCUCAUCCCCUUCUCCCAGAGGAAGCUCACCAAACAGGUCUUAAAGGUGGUGAAUACCAUAUUUCAUGGGCAGCUGCUCAGUCAGGUCACAUGUAUAUCAUGCAAUUACAAAUCCAAUACCAUUGAGCCCUUUUGGGACCUGUCCCUGGAAUUCCCUGAACGCUAUCACUGCAUAGAAAAGGGGUUUGUCCCUUUUAAUCAGACAGAGUGCUUGCUCACUGAGAUGCUGGCCAAGUUCACAGAGACAGAGGCCCUGGAAGGGAGAAUCUACGCUUGUGACCAGUGUAACAGCAAACGACGAAAAUCCAAUCCCAAACCCCUUGUUCUGAGUGAAGCUAGAAAGCAGUUAAUGAUCUACAGACUACCUCAGGUCCUCCGGCUGCACCUUAAAAGAUUCAGGUGGUCUGGCCGUAAUCAUCGAGAGAAGAUUGGGGUCCAUGUCGUCUUUGACCAGGUAUUAACCAUGGAACCUUACUGCUGCAGGGACAUGCUCUCCUCUCUUGACAAAGAGACCUUUGCCUAUGAUCUCUCCGCAGUGGUCAUGCAUCACGGGAAAGGGUUUGGCUCAGGACACUACACAGCCUAUUGCUACAACACAGAGGGAGGUUUUUGGGUCCACUGCAAUGACUCAAAGCUGAAUGUAUGCAGUGUCGAGGAAGUAUGCAAAACCCAGGCCUACAUCCUUUUUUACACUCAAAGAACAGUGCAGGGCAAUGCAAGAAUCUCAGAAACCCAUCUCCAAUCUCAGGUGCAGUCCAGCAACAACGAUGAAGGCAGACCACAGACAUUUUCCUGAAAUGGGAGGCAUGUAUCAAAGACUGGCUUGCUUUUAAACUAUUGGUGUCCAUACAUCUUUCCUCUUAUAGGAAAUAAGGCUACUGCAGGAACAGAUGACUAGGUUUGCCUCACUGAGUCUAGAGUAGAAGGUGCCAGGUGAUUCAUGUCCUAUCAUAAAUUUUGUAGUCUCUUUUCAUUGAAUUUGGGAAUUCCCUCCUUUCAUAAAAACAAAUCAAAAGAAGUAACUUCUAUGAAGAUCAUUUCAUCAGUUGCUUCUGAAUAUAGAGGGAUCUGGGUGGAGAAGAGGGGGAGUAAAUUGAUCAUAUCCACACAGGAGAGCAGCCAUGUUUUCUCUCCAUUAUGUGAUUCCCCUGCUAAUCAGGACCUCCUUGCAGCAUCAGAAGAACCCUCUGGAUGUGAGCAGCCCUGGACAGAGCACGUGAGGAGGGGCCCUGGGCUAGCAGCUUGCUGGAUGGGAUUGGCUCCAAGAUGGGAGAUGAAGUCUAAAGGGUUUAUUCCCACAAAGGAAGUAACCCUCAAGGGUUUAAAACAAAAUUCCUUUUCAGGGGAUAGCAGCUGAAGAGUGGAGUGAGAUGCAUGGAACAAAUUUCCCCAUGCAAAAUGGGAUGGUUUUCAUAUGUCAUACCCUCCCUGCCUGCCACUGUCAUUUAAUCAUUCUAUACUUCUGAGACUGGUGUGAAUAUCCCUUCAUUCUAAAGAAGGGGCAGUUUAUAUAAAGAAGCAAUAGACUAGCACAUGUUGCAUGCUGAGCCAAAGGGCACUCCUGGCUAUCGCAGUUCUGUAGCAGAGCCCUGGUUCAGGUCUAAGGCAAGCACAUGGUUUGGCUUAAACUGGUUCUUAGGUUUUCUCAGAACUCAGUUGAGGGUAGGCAGAGAUAGCCGGUGCUCCAGGGCUUAUUGAAUGCCUGUCACCUGUUCUCACUUCAGUGCAGCUUGUGGCUUCUUAGCCUGCAACGUCUUUCAUGUUCCUGGAGAGCCGGAACAUUCAUGUCCACAGGGUUUGGGAGCUUUUGGUUUUCUAGGGUAUGGUAACUGCUUAGGAAUCCACCCCCUACAUAUCUGAAGAGUUUAUUGCUGAUGGUCUUGGCCUGUUUCCUUCCAAAUCUUGAUAGUCCCUACUGUUGCUUUACCCGCUAUACUCAGUCCAUCAGAGAAAAAAGCAAGAGUGCCCUGUCCUUUCUCCCAGUGCUAGUAAAAUGCACCUUCCUUUUUAAAUUGGGUCAGUUUCUAAACAGAAUGAAAUUGCCCAGAUAAAAAUCCUUGUCCCCAUCAGGCACCACUUCAUUCUUAGUUCUUCACUUAGAUUUGCUGAACUUUUGUUGCUAUGGUUGCUGCAGUAAGCCUCACUCAACCUGUCACUAUGAAUGCUCAUCUUUUGACUGAGUAUAUCAUAUUCAUGUUUGAAUUCAGGUAGAAGUACAGUUGUCACUUGAAGGGAGUAGAUGUGGAAGAGAGUUUGGGGAAGGGUGGAAAGUGGGGAAAGCAAGGCUAAAGAAUGAGGGUUAUAGCUUUAGCAAUGUUGAUGAGCCACAUUUCCCGCAUAGAUCUGUAGCAUUUGCUGUUGACCUCAAAAUUUUGAAAUGAACUCUCCCAUAGGCCCUGCCAGGCAGCACUGAGACAUGGAGGAAAUUCAGACAAAAAAAUGGCUCACCCUGAUAGGGAAGGAGUGGCUAUAUUUUAAAUUAAACUUGCUUUUUCCAACACUGUGAGGUUUCUGUAAUAUUUAGCUUUUAUUUGGAAGCGAUAGCGUAUGGCAUUUUUUUAUGCUAUUUGGUUUAUAUUUCUACUGCAGGCUUCUUUGUAUAAGCUUUGCCUGGGCUCACCCUCUCCUGGACACUGUUUUAAAGUGUCAACACUGUCCAUGCUGCCAGAGGCUCUGAUGUGAAGCUGUACUCUCAAGAUCCACAGUUUUAAGUCAGUAUGAUUAGUAAUGAUUUUUUGUGGCAAUAGAAAAGCCCAUUAACUCAAAAACACCAAGGAGAGUAAAAAGGAAAGGAAACUAUGAAUCGUGCCUCAUCUUUCAUUGAAUCCUAUAUUUAUUAUUCUAGAAAAAGAGAACUUACGAGAUAGAGAAGAACUAAUAGAGCAUCUACUUUACCCCUCAGGCUGUCCAGUGGGGAUAAUUAUUAAUAAACAUUUAAUGGAAAAUUCAAAGAUCUUCCAAUUUAAUUUUUAAAAAGUUUUAUACCAAAUAUUAUAAGGAUUUAUUAAGCAGAUUAAGGACUUUGUGAAGUAAGUGCUUAACUUAGCUGAGCACAUAUAUAUCAAAGUAAUAAAAGAAACUAACAUCAGAGUCUCCACUGAGCUACACAUUUGCGAAAGGUGCGCACUGCAGUUACAGACACCUCAGGUACCCAGAGGCAGCAGCACUAGACACUUAAGAAGUUAGUAUUAAGGAGAUUUCUAUUAAAGAAGAAUUCCCUGCUGCAUAAGCCAAUGGCUAUUGUGAGGGAAAUGUCCCUUUGCCUUUAAUUUAUUUACAUAUUGGGUAUAGAUGAAUGUCUCAGUUGCAUCUUAAAUUAAAUUGAAUCAUUCUAAAGAGAAGAAAAGAGGAACCAGGUAAAAGCUGACUAGAUGCUGCCAAAUCAAACCCAAGGUCUCCUAACCGAACCUUUAAUGGGCCCACUUCUCUCCCAGGGCAAGUAGUUAAGAGUCUUGUUCCAGGAACCCUUUGUAGUCAGUUGGCUGGCAUGUUUACUUGCUGCUGUAGCCAGCCAAGAUGAGUGCACCUAGGCCCUCAAAAAGGAUUUUUUUUUUACCUCAAUCUAGCCUGACCCUCAUAUUUGUGGUUGCCUCUAAGACGAACAUCCAUGCUAGUGUAAAAAUAAUUAGGAAUGGCCUUGGUAGUCAGGAACUGAAGCUCUUAUUACAUGGUGGAUGGAGCUCUUGCCAGCUUUGAUCCAGCCCCUCAAUCUUGGAGUUACGGGGCAGGGCUGGGGGGCAGUGCUACACUGUAAAGAAUUUCCAGAUGUUUCUUAAAAUGUUAUGAAUAAAAUUGGAAACUGUAGAAGUGUUAAUGUGUCCUAUGGACUCAAUAGCAGAGUUUAUUUUUGUUUUUAAUGGCAAGGCUUCUAGAGUCAAUGAUUGUAUGAGUUUGCUACUCUGGCUAUGCUUACAGCUCCAUCCAAGUACAAGGGAAGAACCAAUGAGGUGGAUUGGCUGGCAGUGGGGCAUGCCCCAGCAUAAGCCCUAGAGAUGUUGACAGUAGUGCAGAAUGAACACUUGGUUGGGGAUGGCGGGUGGGGGGUGGGAGUUGGGUGGGUGGGCUGGGAGGGAUAAAUGGAGUUUGUUUUACUUACUGAUAAAGCUUUGUGAACUAAUUUUAUACAAUUCAUAAAAUUUGGUGCCUUGUACUCGAUUAUGGUUUGCAUGGAAUUGAAGAUUAAGGGAAAGGAUUUCUUCUUAUCAUUUGAAGUGGCAAAUGGGUCUGUGUAGUGUUUAAAGGACAUCUGGUAUCACAGACUUUUAAAAAGCAUUUCAUAUCUCUUGUCUGUGAAUGCAAAUUAUUCUUACCAGCAAGUUCUGCAAUUUUGUUGUAAUGUCCAAAUUCUUUGUAUUUGUGACUGUUCAUCAAAUGGCUGCUUUUCAAAGCAGACUGUGUACCCCAUUGUUUUUCACUACCUUUAUCAUAUUCCAUAUGUUAACUUGGGCCUUUCCAAAUCAGGCUGGGGGCCUACUCAGAUAGGGAUAUAGUAUACAUUUUUUCAAAAUUGUAUAAAUUUUUUUUUAAAAAGAGAAAAAAUAAAUGAAAUCUUACUCAAACCAUCAUUAUGGCUUUAAAACCCAACCAGCAGUAAACACUUACUUGAAGUCAAAACAGUAAAUUUUGAAUGAAAUUUUAAUUAUGCUUUUGGAAGCUGCCGUAACUCUUGCUGGAUUUUGAUUUUCAAUUUUGGAAGUUUUUAUCAAAUAAACUGUUCACAGUCAUUAGAUUAGGUAGCAGACUUUAAGGAUCUACAUUUCAUUCCUAUAAAAAAAAACAGGACGUACUGGUAUUUCUUGUCUUAGCAAGUAGUUUGAUGCAGGUCUAAAUAGGUUUAGCAUCUAUACUAUGGCUUAAAAGAUUCCUCCUUUGUCACCAUUUGGGAGGUGAUGGCUUCAAAGCUAAGCUUUGCUUUCAUGUGACCUUUCUUCAUCUUAAUACCCAAUAAGAUAUAAAUCUCUCAGAGUCUACCCAGUGUAGACUCAAAUGGUCUUAGCUUCAUCUAUCAGGUAAGAUCUAGCUGAUUUAUACAAGAGAAUGGUGCUUUUUAAAAUAUACAUACUUUAAAAAUCUAAUUCUCAAGUAAUUUUCUUAAUAUUUAUGCUGGCAAGGUCAAGAAAGACUAUUUUGUCCUGUUUAUAUUUAGUAGUGAACAAACUGCUAGAGACAUCUGUCAGUCUUAACAGGCCACUGUGGUCCAUAUAUACUGCCUCCUUUCCAAUUAAUGUCCUUUAAUCCCAUACUAGUUCCAUAGGAGACUUGGCACAUGAAAGCACUGUUUUUCUUAAUGCCUAGUAAACUGACCAGAAAAAAAUAUUGCCAUGGGGGACCUGUUUCUAUCCACCUCUUUCUGUGGCUACAUGAGUUUAUACAUGCCAGUUCCAUACAUAUUCCAUUUCCAAAGAGCCCCCAAACCCUGGACAGUAGCACUACCAUGAAUUUUAGGGUCACAAAACAUUUAUUUCCUUCUGAAGGCAGCAGCUUCCUCAGCAGUGUCACUUUAGUGCCCACUGCCCAGGAUUACUUCACUGUGCUCCCCCCCACACACAUCACUGCCCUCUUUCUGCCACCAAACCUCACUUUUCCAGCAACAAUGCCUCCCUGGUGCCUGGAAAACCCACCUGGUGCACUAAAAUGCUAUGCAACACCAAAUGGCUUCUUCCCCUAAUAUUGCUCAACAAUAUAAAUUCUUCAAGAAUAAAUUUCAUGCUAUGUUAACAUCAAUGUAUGGUUAGUUUCCUUUUUUUUUCCUUUUAAAAUGAAGCAAACCACCUCCAUUAAAAUCCAUGUUUGGGGCUUGUUUUUGUCUCUCAAGUGUGAAAUAUAAAUCAUGUUUUUAUGAUUUUUGUAAAUCUUAACUUUUUACACUUUGUUUUUGUAAGCAAAAGUUUCUUAUUAAAAGAAUAAAAUGA